AUGGAUGGGACAAAAAGUGAGAACGAACAAGAUGAACACUAUAGUAAUAGAGAUGCUGAAGAAAUAUAUGAAAAUCACGCUGUCGAAACACCAAAUGUCUACCAGAAGGAUUUCGAAGCAAAUGCCGAGAACACAAAACACUAUAAUGUUUCAGAUACCAUAGUACAUGAUAAUAUUUUACAUAAGUGCAUCGAUAACGCCAAACAAGAGGAUGUAGUUUCUCACACAACCUGGAUUUUUGUUGCCAACAGUCAGGACAGAAUACAAACCCCUGGACCAUAUGAGACAGCAGAUGAAUAUCUUGCCAGAGUACUAACAAAAAUUAUAAUCAUUCAAAAGUAUUUACGCCGAUGGCUUGCAAAAAGAAAAGUAGCGCGUCUUAAAAAAAUAAGGGAUGAUUACAUUGCUUGGGAAAAAUCACAAUCUGAAAAAUACAAAAAUGAGGUUGCUAGAAGAAUCGCACAUGAUUUUGAGCGAAGGCUUCAUCCUAAAACUGUGACUGAUUUUGAUCGAUUAUAUAACGCUUUAGAAUUGUGGCGUAAAGAAGAAGUAGAUAAAAUAGAAGAAAAAAACUUAACGGAAGCAGAAAAGAAAGCAGCUCUAGCGUUGCUUUUGGAUGAAGAGGCAGAAUUGAUAUCAGUUAUAAAUAAACAUCAAAUAAAUAGAAGCAAGGAAGUUGCUGAAAACAAUCAAUCUCGUUGUCUAAAAAAUGCUUCAGCUCCUCAUCGUUGGAUAUCCUCAGUCAAUGGAAGAAUAACUGAAGUAGCCACAGCUGAAACGAUUCGUGCAAAGGAAUUGCUGGAUAUUUAUGAAAGUUUAGGUUUGGAAAAUCUAACACAUAAUGAAAGGCUAGAUAUACUUCUGACACUGAAACAAACAGUGAGCUCAUGCAAUACAAAGAUUUCUAAGGAGAUAAUGGGAUUGGUUGACAGAGAAGCAGAACUAAUUAUGCGUGAUAUUCCAGGUAAAAUUUUAUCCGGACUGAGACAAAGGAUUCGCAACAGAUUCGUGCAGUUUGCAAAAUCACCACAAGUUAAUCCGGAAGUAGGUAAGUACCUUACAGUACCAACAAACGUAAAAGAAACAACUGUACCCUUGUUAGUAGAUGACAUCCAAUACUGUAUCUCUUGUCAAAGAUACUUAAAGAAGAACUUAUUCCCACUCAGCUCACGAGCGAACAAACUAUCCCAGUGUAAAUCAUGUAGAAGAAGUGAUAAUCGAGGACGUGAGAGAUUAGAUCUUGAACCAUAUCAAUAUAUUCUGACAGAACUAAGACAAAAUGAGACUAGACUUGUGGAAAAGAUGAAAAGAGUGGCAAUAGAAAACGCACGAGAGGAAGAAUUACAGAGGUUAGAGCGAGGUGAGUCUCCAAGACCGGAAACAGAUGCCAUUAUUGACGGGACACAUGAAGAGACUGUAUGUGUAAAUCCACUGCCUUUCUUAAUCGAUAAAGAAGACAUACGAUUUUUAAUAGACCAAAUUUGGGAAAGUCGCUCGGUUUUAUCAGGUUGGACAAAUCUAUUUGAUUUGACACUGACUCGAUGGGAUAUUAAUGAACCAUGGUCACCAUGGAAUACUAUAGUUGUUACCAGAGAAGAAGCUGAAAUUCAUGAAAAUUUAAGUAAACUUAAAGUAGAAGAAACUUACGCAGAUCCUUUGAUUAAUUUGGUGAACCAACGACUCACAUUGGGUAAAAACGAGUUUAUAAAAUUAUAUAGAAACGGUCUUAGAAUGACUAAAGAACUAUUAGUAAAUAAUAAACCAAAAGAGAAUCGAAAAAACACAUCGGAAAUAUGCCAGAAGUUAACACAUUUACGAACUCAAGCACAAAUACAUUCAGUUCAGUCUUAUGAGUCCCCAUGUAAAUCACCAAAGGUAGAAAUUUCUACUAAAAAUAAGGCAUUUAAAACAUAA
Schistosoma mattheei is the source of this 1914-nucleotide messenger RNA. The record is from the annotation of a GenBank genome assembly. Lineage: Eukaryota; Metazoa; Platyhelminthes; Trematoda; Strigeidida; Schistosomatidae.